GGGUGACAAAUAUUUGUUUAAAUGUAAAGUAAGAUGUGUAUGAUAACUGUGUUUGCGUAUAUCGACUCGUAUCAAUAUUUACUGACUUUUUCAAUAUCUUCAUAUAUUUCUAAGGAAUAAAACGAUAUCCAAGCAUUUGUUAAGUAUAGAUUAUAUAGUGCAUCUAGCUGUAAAAGAUUGUAUGAAAGCAAAAUGGUUGAUUUAGUUCUUAUCGCGUUCAUAAUAGUGCCUAACUUAGGUGGAAUCAUUGGCGGACUGGUUACUGUUGCUAAUCUUCCAUGGUAUGAGAAACUAAAAAAGCCAGAUUGGAGGCCACCAAACUGGGCAUUUGGGCCUAUUUGGGUCGUAAUGUACAGUCUUAUCGGCUAUUCUUCGUAUUUGAUAUUCAAGUCUGGCGACUGGACAAAAGAUCCCAUUCGGCAGGCGUUGCUGGUCUAUGGAACUGACUUAUUAGUUAACUGGUUGUGGACGCCAAUCUUCUUCGGUCUUAAGAAUAUAAAGUUGGCGUUAUAUGACAUCUUGCUGUUGGACGCAGUAACCGUAGCUAACGCUCUCCUGUUUUACCACAUAAACUCGAUGGCAGGUUACUUGUACAUACCAUACAUGAUAUGGUUGGUGCUAGCUACAGCACUCAACUACGAAAUACUGAGGGACAACCCAGAUGCUCAAGGCAUCAAACAUCUGGAACAUUCUAAAGUGCACCAUAACUAACAAUGUCAGCAAUGCCAAACACAGAUUAUUCCAAGUAGGCAUCAAUGUAAAUAGUGUGAGUCACAGACAAUCUGAUCCUGUUUAUUGUCAUUGCUAUGGAGGUGCAGCAAUAGUGCGACCGUGAUAUUAGGUUUUAUGUAAAAUAAAGAGUGAUAAAAAUGA
Acanthoscelides obtectus is the source of this 873-nucleotide messenger RNA. Lineage: Eukaryota; Metazoa; Arthropoda; Insecta; Coleoptera; Chrysomelidae. The record is from the annotation of a GenBank genome assembly.